Peronospora matthiolae is the source of this 285-nucleotide messenger RNA. Lineage: Eukaryota; Oomycota; Peronosporomycetes; Peronosporales; Peronosporaceae. The record is from the annotation of a GenBank genome assembly.
AUGCUUGUGCUCGACCCGGCAGACCGAAGCCCGAUAGAAGACCUUACCGAGUCUCGGCUGAAGGAGCUGAUCGAUGAGUAUGUUUGCGUGGUUGAAUUGCCGCCAGAGUUGGAUCCAAGAUUGUUCACGUCAUUGUAUCGCAAAGAGAUUCGCGAUUAUCCUGAGAUCUCGUACAAUCUGCAUUUGGGCUGCUCCUACCGGCUAGGCGACUAUGUCAAGGUUGAUUCUGAGACCAAGGUCAGUUGCUACUGUCACCGCAACAUUGCAGUAAAUCCCUGGUACUGA